UAUUAGCAUUUUACAAUUUUCUCUACUCUCUGCUACAGCUCUAUAGUCGGAUACUCUACAUCGUGAUCACAAGAAGAAGUUUAGAAGUUCGUGAAGUCUUGAAACAAUUGUUUUAUUCUGAGGAUGUAGCUAAAGUCGGCGAUUGCCGAGAAUCAUUUUUUUUAAAUAUUAUAAAUUAUUGUGUGAAAUGAGCGAUUGAUCUAAAAUCGUGCAUUCGGCCAGGUACUGACGUGUUUCGAUCAUCGUGGUUCCGGUUUCUUGCAUAUACUUAAAGUAGUUUACAUUUGAACCAUCAGCCAUGGCUCUGGCAGAACCCAGAAAACGAAGGAAAAACCCCAUGCACAGCAUUAAUUUGUCGGCCCAAAAUCACUGGACAAAUGAUGAUUCAAAAUUUGGUCAGCGGAUGCUUGAAAAAUUUGGUUGGUCUAAAGGAUCUGGUCUUGGAAAAAAUAAACAAGGAAUAUCUGAAAACAUAAGAGUUGAUCAUAAAGUGCACCCUACAGGACUAGGAUUUAUAGCAAAUAAUGUGGAUGAUUGGUUCAAAGCAGGCGAAGAAUAUUCACGUUUAUUAUCACAAUUAACAGAAAAGUUUGACCAGUACCAAGAAUUAUCAGAAUCAAAUGGAGAUACAACUUCUAAAAAAUCACUUGUUCAAAAUUCACUGAAUUCAAAGUCAAGAGUUCAUUACCACAAAUUCACCAAGGGAAAAGAUUUAACACAAUACAAAAGAGAUGAAUUGACAUGUAUACUAGGAAAAGGUGUUAAAGAUGAUGGUGAAAUCUUAAAUGGUUUAAACAUGGAAGAAUAUUUUAAAUCCAAAAAAGAACGCUUAAAAAUAAAAACAGAUAAACAUGAUACAUCAACAACUGUUGAAUAUGAUUUGACUAAUAAUAAUGACAAUAAUAUGCAAGAAGGAAUUACUGUCGAAGAAGAAACGGAAGCCCAAACUAAAGAACAUGAAAUAAAUACAACGCUACUGAAAAAAAAGAAACGCAGAGCAAAACAGUUGAAAGAUACGGAAAUUGUAAUGCCAAUUUAUGAUGACAUUCAUGUUGAGUUAAAGAAAAAGAAAAAAAAAACAAAAGAACUCAUUUGUGAAAAAAUUGAUGACGUUGAAUUGUUAAAAAAAAAACCUAAGAAAAAUAAAUUACCUAUUAAUGAGGAUUUAGAUGAUAAUAUGUCAGAAGGAAACAACAACAAAACAUUAGAAGAAAAUGAUGCCGAUGAACAAGAUUCGGAGUUAGUUUUGACGCAUAAAUAUCAAAAAUUGGUUGAUCUCUUAAUAGAGAACAGUUCUGCUGGUAAUAAAUAUUGUAAAGAUUCGACAAGUCCUUUGUUCCAGGAGAAAAUGAAAGAGUUUGCAGAUAGUGUUACACACCAAUGCUUGACCACAGUUGGUUCAACUGAAAUAAAAUCAUCAUUAAAAAAAGAAACAACAACUCUUAAACCAAUAAUUUUGAAUCCAGACGACAAGAAUUUCAUUAAAGACUUUGAAGAACAGAAAUCUCAAGCUCUUGAAAUGAUAUCUAAACGUCAACAGUUGGCGAAAUAUGUAAAUGAAAAAUCUAUGUUUAUUGCCAAUCAUGGGGAUGUGUUAUUCUUUGGUAGUAAUAUAAAUGAUAUCAAAGGCUAUGGUGAAUGGUAAAUUAUAUUAUAUAAUAAAUAAUGAUAUUCUUCAAUAUUUAUUCUAUAAAUGGUUUCAGAAGUUAUUACAUAUUAAUAUAUAAUCAAAAAUAAUGUCAAUCUUUGUUUGUUUAUAUCUUAUAAAUAAUAAGUCUUUAAGUCUAUCUAAUAACAUGUAAUAAUAGACAGUCAUAAAUUAUUGAAUAUUUAUUUGAAAAUUAUAUAAUUAACUCCUGUAUUAUGCAGAGUUAACUUGCUACGCAAAAGACCAAUGCGCAGUGUUGUAGUGCCGUAUACCUUCUGAUCAUUACAAAUAAACACUGUAUACCUUCUAA
Messenger RNA from Metopolophium dirhodum (rose-grain aphid), 1958 nucleotides. RefSeq names its product PIN2/TERF1-interacting telomerase inhibitor 1-like. Bases 299 to 1645 code for a protein of 448 amino acids. Gene Ontology annotation, molecular function: nucleic acid binding; telomerase inhibitor activity. NCBI's taxonomy places the organism in Eukaryota, Metazoa, Arthropoda, Insecta, Hemiptera, Aphididae. Gene Ontology annotation, cellular component: nucleolus. Gene Ontology annotation, biological process: regulation of ribosome biogenesis. The record is from RefSeq and is a predicted model, not a curated record. The transcript is spliced from 5 exons.